Plutella xylostella (diamondback moth) is the source of this 1197-nucleotide messenger RNA. Lineage: Eukaryota; Metazoa; Arthropoda; Insecta; Lepidoptera; Plutellidae. The record is from RefSeq and is a predicted model, not a curated record.
UAAAUUUCGUGUUUAUUCUUUAGAAUUAGUAUUCACAAAUCCAAUAUGACCUCGGAAUUGUGCCGAUUGUGUCUCUCCAAAGAACGCCUGAGACCAAUAUUUACUAAUGCAUCUUUUAGUGACAAAAACAGCAAUAUUUUAGCUAUGACUACCGGACUUCAAAUAAAUAUAAACGACGGUCUACCCCAGCACAUUUGUAGUUCAUGCGAAGAAUUAGUUAACUCCUCUCUCAACCUCCGAAGCCAAAGUCAAGCAGCUGAGCAGAAGCUUCUUGCAAUGGGCUACAGAAAACUUGAAAUUCACAACAGUGCUGACAAUCAAACCCUUUCACCAGACAGUAUUAGUAAAGUUGAUGAUACAACACUGGGCUCCUUCAAUACCACACUAGAAAUUGAUUCAGAAUUAGACAGUAAAAGUUUAACAGACUUUGAUGUAGAAGAUAAAAGUAUAGAACUACAAAAUAUAACAACAGAAUCUAACAUAAAACCAAAAGUUGAGAAAGAAUGUACAGUAGAAAUAACAAAAUCUUCAAGGAAAGAAAGAAGGGAAGCUUAUUUGAGUCUUGUCGAAGGCCAGAUGAAUCCGAAAGGUCCCGUCACAUGUAAAGUGUGUAAGAAGACUGUCAACUCAUGGCCCUCAUUUGUGAGCCAUGCCAAACUACAUUUAGGGUUUAAAUUUGUUUGCGAGUACUGUGGCAAGAGUUUUGUGUCAUCGACCCAGCUGAACCGCCACUGCCGGUCUCACCACGGCAUGGAGCGGAACCUACGAUGCAGCAGCUGUGACUACCUCGCACUAGACAACACCCAGCUUGUGCUACACGAGCGGCGCGUGCACACGGGGGAGCGUCCGUUCGCGUGCGCGCAGUGCGGCGCCGCGUACCACAGCCGCCGCUGCCUGCUGCAGCACCUGGAGAGCCACCAGACCAGCGCCACGGUGCAGUGUGAAAAGUGUCCUCAAAUGUUCAAAUCGCGCCGCCACCUAGCGCGCCACACGUACAGCGCACACACAAGCAAGCAGUUCACAUACAAGUGUCCUGUUUGCGCACACGUAUACAGGAACAUCAAGUAUAUUAGGGUCCACUUGAAGAAGCUACACGGACUGACUACUAGUGAUGCGAAGAUUAUCAAGAUCAAGUUAUAGCUGUUGUUUUUGUGGAGAAGAAUUAAAUGUCUUCCAAACAAAGGUUGUCUGCUAGAG